AUGGAUGAUCAGCUUAGGGAUUUGAUAACGGAUGUUGUCCGGAGGGGAAGUGUGUAUCUGGAGGAGAGAACCGUCUUGAGGACGAAUGUUUUCUUGGACUCAUUGAGCGUAAGUUGCACCGGAAACUCUGAAAAUGUCGUUAUCACAAAGAAACGCUUUGACUUUUCGGCGAUGUUAAUAUGACCUAUUUAGUGUGUGUAUGCAAAAUGUGAAAAAAUAAGAAUGUCGCAUAAAAUCAAACCUCUCUCUGUACAACGAAGUACAGUGGGGGACCUAAACCAGUGGCAAAAAACGUAUCAUUUUGCAUCCGGGAGGUAUCAAAAAUGUGGCAAAAUGCUUCCUUCUCCAAGUGAAAAAAACUUCGUUUUGAAGGGCGCACCCUUUUUCCUCACAAAAGGAGCGGGCGCGCUUUUGAAAUCUGAGUUUUUUCACUUGAAGAGGGAGGUAUUUUGCCACAUUUUUUGAUGCUUCCUGAAUGCAAAAUGGUGCGUUUUUUGCCACUACAGUGAGGGACCGGAUCCAGUGGCAAAAAACGUCUCCUUUUGCAUCCCGGAAGAGACCAAAAUGAUUCCAAGCCUUUCCCUUCUCUAAGCUAAAAAACUCUGUUUUGAAAAGCGCGCCCUUUCCUUCAAGGCCGGCUUUUCAAAGCGGAGUUUUUUAGCUUACAAUUAGAGAGGGGAAGGGUUUGGACACAUUUUGGUCCCUUCUGGGAUGCAAAAUGAGACGUUUUUUGCCACUGAAUCAGGUCCCCACUGUGCAACGGACCAAAAAAAAUGGUUUCUGAUAGGCCGGUUUCGUUGUACAGAGGGCAUUCUUUUUCCUGUUGUGUUCCAAAAAACGCCAAAUUCCACUCCUCCAACUUUCAGAAGCUCCAACUAGUCUUUUCCGAUCUCUACCCAACGGUAUUCCUAAAACCCGCCACAUAUCCGAUAACUCCCCUUCUCAAGUUGUGCUACGAACUUUUGGAGCAUGUGAGUACCGACAAUUUUGUUCGUCAACGGGUCUACAAUCUGCUUCAUCGACUGGUCCAUGUCAAUUUGUCGCUCCGUCAGUUCUGCGCGACUCAAUUGCCAUUCCCUCAGCUGGUUUAUAAGACGCUGAAAUACAAUUUGAAAGCCCGACAAAAUUCCGAAUUAGUCGUGGAAGCCUUCAAAUUGCUGCAAUUCCUGACCUAUGAGACCGAUUUCAAGGUUGAGGGAUAUGGAAUGGACUUUUUAAGUGUUUUGUGCGAUGAAAUGUAAGCAACGGUGUUGUAAAUUUACAGUUGUUAAAACAUCUGCAUUUAAAAAAAUUGUGUUUUAGAAUUGACCCGCAAACAACGGAGUACUUGUCAUACAGUCUCUCGUUACUGUGCAAUCUGGUCUCCAAAUCAAAAGAAAUGUCUCACGCUUUUAUGUUAGAGUUCUAUCAAUCGCUCAGCCGAAAGUUUUUGUCGUUCCUGGCAAGCGACAAUUACCUGGUCGUAAUCUCAACGUUGCUGAUUUUGAGGCGGCUCAACACUCCAAUGAGUGAGAAGGUAAGGUAAAAGAGAGCUUUUCAAUGUGCAGCCUCUCUACAACGAAUUUUAUGUCAAACUUUUUCCGACAAGAGAGUGAACGAAAUGCGGAGAACGGCCGGAGAGAAUAACCUUCUUUGGCCACACUUUUGCAAUAUUUUUUUUAAUUGUUUUGUGGAAAGGUUUUCUUCUGCGGUAAAAAAAUGCUGACAUUUUUUGUGGAUCAAAACUUUCGAUUACAGAAGAACAGAGCUAACUUUUUCCAACUGAAAUCAUGUUUUUCCUUCAGUUCUUCACCUCCAUGAACAUGUUUCAAACCCUCCUCUGCGCCUUCAACGUCCUCGCGCAAGCCGACUCCACUCUGACUGUCAAUUUUGCCAGUGACUUUCUGCGUUCGGUUUUGGUCACCAAAACCCGCGACAACGAGAUUGAACUCUCCGAUCUUUGCCGCGAGUUCUCAACUUUUCAAUACUUUUCCAAAGCAAUUGAGAAUUCCGCCAUUAGGAUCGUGACGUUUGAUCCGAGGACCGAGGAGACCAGCCAGAUUUUGUCCUUGUUGUACGAUUUGGUGCGGGUGAAAUCGCUGAAAUCGCCGGUUUGCCAGAUCAUUUUAAACGCCAACUCUCCGCAAGGACAGAGCACCUCGAAUGGAUCGUCAACGCCGAUGAAAUCGUUGGUUAGAAUGGUGGCCUUAGGGCUUGAAAAACAGCCGAAUCCAGAGGUCACGGUGAAGGCAAUCAAGUUGUUGAAUUUAUUGGUUAAGGUUGGUUUGCGUCAUGUUAAAAGUUGAAAUCAUUUUUUGUUGAAAAAGGUCCAGGUUUGAUGGAAACUUGCGCAAGCUAGUUUUUGUGUGAACUCGCGAUGAUUUUUUGCUCCAGCUUUGCAAAAGUCGUCGGAAUUUUCAACUGAAAAUAUUCGAGAAAUUAAGGCUUUAACUAGGUUGUUUUCAAUGACAAUAUUUUUUAGGAGAUCGUUGACGAUGGCGCUGAAAUCUCGACCUUCGAAAACCCAGCCGUUCUCGUCGCCGUCGUUGAGAUGAAUGCGCAAGUUUCCAUGAACGCAGAGAGUAGCCAGACUUCUUACUACGUCGAUUUCAUCGCUCAGACGUUAAUCCUGGCUCAGAGUAAGGCAAUAUCGUACUUGUAUGUAAUAAUCGUCCUUUAGCCCUUACCAAUGACAAAGAAGCUUGUGACAUGCUGGCUGACGCUAUGAGUCCCGAGCUGUGUGCGCGAAUAAACGACACGCAGUUCGCUCAAAAUGGGGAUUUGUUCCAAAUGUGUCAGUCGACAAACUCAUCGAUUGAUUCGAAUGGCGGGAGGUUGAAUGGGAUGAUGAUUCCGAUCGAGAUGAUUAAGUUGUUGGGGUUGCUGAAAGACCACUCCAGAAUUCAUAAGGAUAUUUACUGGAGAACUUUGGAGGUGAGCUAGAAAGUUUGUGCGUGUCUUACAAGAUUGUAUUCCGGGAUUCUUGAAUGCCUGUUUUAAGGUUCAAAUUAAAAAAUCUUGGAAGAAGGAGUUCAAAAUAAAAAAAUCUAAAAAAUUUAUUUAAUUAAAAUUUAUUUCCUGUCCGCAAUGUUAUCAAAAAGCGCUUCUCUGUUCCAGGACGACCGAAUAAUUCCUUUCAUCGCCUACAGUCUCACCCGAGGCACCCAAGAGCAAAUUCGCAGCGCUCUGACCGUUGUUCCUCAGUGUGCUCAAAAGCUCGCCUUUCCCUGGGAUUUACUGGCAAAGAAUAUGGCCAAUUGCACGGCAAAUUCGUUGAAAAAUGAGGCCAACUCCAGCAAGUCGUCGGUUGAAGAUGAUGAGAAACAAGUGCUGUUACAAACAGUUGUGGAUCUCAGGAAAGAAUUGGACACGGAGAGAUUGAAUAGCAGUGAUUUGAGGAAGGAAUUGAGGGAAAGAGAUGAAAUGGUCAGCGCGGUAAAGUCGAGAAAUGCCGAGUUGGAGUAUAAAAUGGACAAAGUUUUGAAAGAGGUACGUUUUUUUCAAUUACUGAAAAAGCUUUGUUUCGAUAAGCAAGUCCGAAAAAUUCGUCAAUUCCUGAAAAUUUUACCUCAUUCGACUUUUACAUUAAACUUUGUCCUCAAAGUAUGCCAUUGAAAAUUCGGCAGAAACAAGCGAAAUCAUAUAAAAACAUUACCAAAAUCAUUUCUCUUUCAGCUGGACCAAGUAAAAGCAGUCCAAAAUCAAGUGGCUUCUCUAAUUCGCGACACGUCCAACGGCUUUGAUGGUCUGAGCAUUUCGAAUAGGCUUUUUGACGAACGUAAUGGCAAAUUGUAG
This is a messenger RNA of Bursaphelenchus xylophilus (pine wood nematode), 3774 nucleotides long. The record is from the annotation of a GenBank genome assembly. NCBI's taxonomy places the organism in Eukaryota, Metazoa, Nematoda, Chromadorea, Rhabditida, Aphelenchoididae.